Messenger RNA from Quercus robur (English oak), 611 nucleotides. Its product is annotated as protein CYSTEINE-RICH TRANSMEMBRANE MODULE 6-like. The transcript is spliced from 3 exons. Bases 137 to 382 code for a protein of 81 amino acids. The record is from RefSeq and is a predicted model, not a curated record. NCBI's taxonomy places the organism in Eukaryota, Viridiplantae, Streptophyta, Magnoliopsida, Fagales, Fagaceae. Gene Ontology annotation, cellular component: plasma membrane.
UGACAAUUAUAAAUACCCCUUUUCAUACGUCUUCCCCUUUAACCUUCAUUUCAUAUCUUCUUUUCUCUCUCCCUCUCUCUCUCAUCCCUUAAAAUUUACAUCUUUUAAUUUCCAAGAACUUAUCUUUUUGGAAGUCAUGAGUCACUACAACCAACAACAAGCUCCCGUGGCAUAUCCCUCACCAGUGACUGCAUAUCCAGCACAGCCUCAAGGCCCUUAUGUAGCACCACCACCACCAAUUGGUUAUCCCACCAAGGUUGACUCUGGCUAUCCCCAACACACUGCUCCAAUAGAAACUACAAGUAGGGGUGAUGAUGGGUUUUGGAAAGGAUGUUGUGCUGCCCUGUGCUGCUGCUGGGUCUUUGAUGUGUGCUGUUGCUGAGAGCCUGAAACUAUAUAUUUAAUUUAUUUAGAAGCCUAAUAGUAGUAGAUCAUCAUAUGUAAGACAAUAUUUUCUCUCCUUUGAAAAGAGAAAUAAUAUUAGCAAUUUGAAGGCAAAGGUGAUAUCAGUCCAGGAUUUGAGAAUGUGUAAUUGUUAAGUACUGUUUUCGGGUAUAAUAUUUGGAAUAAUAUGGUGAUUAUGUCUGGAUUUAUUACAGAAGGAUUAAGCA